AUGGCUGACAGCAGCAGCCCUCCGUUAUCAUCCUACAUCAUGGAUGAGGAAACUCUGAAGAGAAAACAGAAGGAGAAGUUAAAGAAGCUGAUGGCCACAGGAGGAAACCCGAGGCCUGCACGCUCUCUUCUCUUCUUGACUCUACGGAAUCCCUUCCGCAGGGCAUGCAUCAGUAUUGUGGAGUGGAAACCUUUUGAAAUCAUCAUCCUGCUGGCCAUCUUUGCCAACUGUGUGGCCCUGGCUGUGUACUUGCCAAUGCCUGAGGAAGACAGCAACAAUACCAACAGCAACUUGGAAAGCCUGGAAUAUAUCUUCCUCAUCAUCUUCUCUAUCGAGUGUUUCCUGAAGAUUGUUGCCUAUGGGUUUCUUUUUCAUGCUGACGCAUAUUUAAGAAACUGCUGGAACAUUCUGGACUUUGUUUGUGUAUCUGUAGGGCUGUUUACUGUGGUAGUGGAUGCCAUUAACCAUAUCAGUGGAGUGGAGGCUCCAGUAGGAGAAAAAGGAGGUGGCUUUGACAUGAAAGCUCUGCGGGCGUUCAGAGUCCUCAGACCACUCAGACUGGUCUCUGGAGUCCCCAGCCUUCAAGUGGUGAUGAACUCCAUCCUAAAGUCCAUGCUCCCUCUGUUCCACAUCACCUUACUGGUCUUCUUCAUGGUCACCAUAUACUCCAUCAUGGCACUGGAGCUCUUCAAGUGCAAAAUGCAUAAAACCUGCUACUACACAGGCACAGACAUCAUUGCUACAGUAGAAAAUGAGAAGCCAGCUCCAUGUGCCCAAGCAGGAAAUGGCCGUCGCUGUACCAUCAAUGGCACCGAGUGUCGAGCUGGAUGGCCCGGCCCAAACCAUGGAAUUACACACUUUGACAACCUGGGCUUUUCCAUGCUGACUGUCUAUCAAUGUAUCACCACUCAAGGGUGGACCGACGUCCUCUACUGGGUGAAUGAUGCCAUAGGAAUGGAAUGGCCAUGGAUAUUUUUCACCUCACUCAUCCUGGUGGGCUCCUUCUUCGUGCUCAACUUGGUUCUGGGUGUGCUGAGUGGUGAGUUCACAAAAGAGCGAGAGAAAGCCAAGUCCCGUGGAGAAUUUCAGAAGCUCCGGGAAACCCAGCAAUUGGAUGAAGAUCUGAAGGGCUACAUGGAGUGGAUCACUCAGGCUGAAGUCAUAGAUAAUGACCAGGAGAGACAGGGCUUGCUACCGAUGGAAAAUGGAGGAUCAGAAAACGGAAAUGUCACCAAAAUGGACACGAUGCAGAUGAUCAUCUAUUACUAUAAGCUGGCUCGUAAGUGGAACCGUUUGUUACGCCGUAAAUGCAGAGCAUACGUGAAGUCCAAACUGUUCUACUGGUGGGUGAUCAUGCUGGUCUUCUUCAACACACUGGCCAUUGCAACGGAACAUCACAAACAAUCGCAGAGACUCACAAACUGGCAAGACAAUGCCAAUAAGCUGCUGCUGUCCAUGUUUGCCCUGGAGAUGUUCAUGAAGAUGUACGCUCUAGGAAUACCCUCCUACUUCAUGUCUCUCUUCAACCGCUUUGACUGCUUCGUGGUGUCCACUGGUAUUAUGGAGCUCAUCCUGGUUCAUAUGGGUGUCAUGUCCGUCAUGGGCAUCUCUGUGCUGCGCUGCAUACGACUGCUCCGCCUGCUCAAAGUCACCAGAUACUGGACAUCUCUCAGUAACCUGGUGGCUUCCCUUUUGAACUCAGUCCGCUCUAUUGCCUGCUUGUUGCUGCUCCUUUUCCUUUUCAUUGUCAUCUUCUCCCUGCUGGGCAUGCAGGUGUUUGGUGGAAAGUUCAACUUUCCCAGCCAACCCAAACCACGCAGUACCUUUGACAGCUUCCCUCAGGCUCUCAUCACAGUGUUCCAGAUACUGACGGGUGAGGACUGGAAUGCUGUCAUGUAUGACGGCAUCAUGGCUCACGGAGGACCCAGCAUGCCUGGGAUCCUCGUCAGCAUCUACUUCAUCAUUCUCUUUGUUUGUGGAAAUUUCAUCCUCCUAAACGUCUUCCUGGCCAUCGCUGUUGAUAACUUGGCAGAAGCCGAGUCUUUGACUUUGGCACAGAAAGAGAAAGCAGAAGAAAAAAAACGCAAGAAAGCACUCAGGGCUAACAUGCCUGACAAGGCCUCAGAGGAGAAAUCCAAUCUGGCUAAAAAGUUGGCUGAGCAAAGGGCUAAGGGUGUAGAGGGCAUCCCUACUACUGCCAAGCUCAAAAUUGAUGAGUUUGAGUCUAAUGUGAAUGAGAUCAAAGACCCUUUCCCUCCUGCAGACUUUCCUGGUGAUGAUGAGGAGGAGGACCCCGAAAUGCCAGAGAGCCCCAGACCCCGUCCAAUGGCAGAUCUGCAACUGAAGGAGGAGGCAGUGCCGAUGCCAGAGGCCAGCUCAUUUUUCAUCUUUGGACCUCAGAACAAGUUUCGGAAGCUCUGCCAUCGUAUUAUCAAUGCCACUACUUUCACCAACAUCAUCCUCCUCUUCAUCCUGCUGUCGUCUAUUUCUCUAGCUGCUGAGGAUCCCAUUGACCCGGUGUCUUUCAGGAACCAGGUGCUGGCCUACGCUGAUAUAGUCUUCACCUCUGUGUUCACUGCAGAAAUUGUGCUCAAGAUGACAACCUACGGUGCCAUUCUUCAUAAAGGGUCUUUCUGCCGGAAUUCUUUCAACAUCUUGGAUCUUCUGGUCGUCAGUGUGUCUCUCCUCUCAAUGGGCAUGGAGUCGAGUGCCAUCUCCGUGGUGAAGAUUCUCAGGGUGUUGAGGGUCCUCCGGCCCCUCAGGGCUAUCAACAGAGCCAAAGGACUCAAGCAUGUGGUUCAGUGUGUGUUUGUUGCCGUCAAGACCAUUGGAAAUAUCGUACUGGUCACCAUGCUGCUGGACUUCAUGUUUGCCUGCAUUGGAGUCCAACUUUUCAAAGGAAAAUUCUACGCCUGCACAGAUCCAGACAAAAUGACUGAGGAAGCAUGCAAAGGCUGGUAUAUAAAGUACCAGGAAGGAGCGCUUCACGAAAUGGAAGUCCGUGAGAGAGAAUGGACCAACUCCGAACUAAACUUUGACAACAUCCUCAAUGGCAUGCUGGCUCUCUUCACCAUUUCUACCUUUGAAGGAUGGCCAAAGCUGCUAUAUAAAGCCAUUGAUUCGAAUUUAGAGGACACAGGCCCAGUGUACAACAACAGAGUGGCCAUCUCAGUCUUCUUCAUCAUCUACCUCAUCCUCAUCGCCUUCUUCAUGAUGAAUAUCUUUGUGGGCUUCGUCAUCGUCACCUUUCAGGAGCAAGGAGAGCAGGAGUACAAAAACUGUGAGCUGGACAAGAAUCAGCGCCAGUGUGUGCAGUACGCUCUCAAGGCUCGACCACUUCGCUGUUACAUUCCCAAAAACCCCUACCAGUACCAGGUGUGGUACAUCGUCACCUCCUGCUACUUUGAGUACCUCAUGUUCCUCCUUAUCAUGCUCAACACCAUGUGUCUGGGAAUGCAGCACUGCAAACAGUCAGAACAUGUCACCCACCUCUCUGACAUGCUGAAUGUGAUCUUCACUGUGCUCUUCACUGUGGAGAUGAUCCUUAAACUCAUGGCCUUCAAGGCUAAGGGUUACUUUGGAGACCCCUGGAACAUCUUUGACUUUGUCAUCGUCAUUGGAAGUGUUGUGGACGUGAUCCUCAGUGAAAUUAAUGCAGCACUGGAGUCCUCUGGAGGACUUUACUGUCUCCGUGGUUGUGCUCCAGUGGAUCCCAUGCAAGCCAUUGCGUCUUCUGAGAACAUGAGUGUGUCAAUCACAUUCUUCAGACUGUUUCGCGUAAUGCGUCUGGUGAAGCUUUUGAACCGAUCUGAGGGCAUCCGAAAUCUUCUGUGGACCUUCAUCAAAUCCCUUCAGGCUCUUCCUUAUGUUGCCCUGCUCAUUCUAAUGCUGUUCUUUAUAUAUGCUGUGGUUGGAAUGCAGAUAUUUGGUAAAAUUGCGUUGGUUGAUGGCACAUACAUAAACAGAAACAACAACUUCCAGACAUUCCCACAGGCUGUGCUGCUGUUAUUCAGAUGUGCUACAGGGGAGGCGUGGCAUGAAGUCAUGUUAGCGUCUAUGUACGGGAAGAAGUGUGACCCUAAGUCGGACUACCUGUCUGGGGAAGAGUACACCUGUGGAUCCAACUUUGCCAUCAUCUACUUCAUGAGUUUCUACAUGCUCUGUGCUUUUCUGAUCAUCAACCUGUUUGUGGCUGUCAUCAUGGAUAAUUUUGACUACUUGACACGUGAUUGGUCUAUUCUCGGCCCUCAGCACUUGGAUGAGUUUAAGAAAAUCUGGGCAGAAUAUGAUCCUGAAGCCACGGGACGUAUUAAGCAUCUUGAUGUUGUGACACUCCUACGGAGAAUACCUCCUCCUUUAGGUUUUGGCAAGUUCUGUCCCCAUCGCAUUGCCUGCAAGAGGCUCGUCUCCAUGAACAUGCCUCUUAACAGUGAUGGAACAGUCACCUUCAAUGCCACACUGUUUGCCCUGGUCAGAACUGCACUGAAAAUAAAGACAGAAGGCAAUUUUGAACAAGCCAAUGAGGAUUUAAGGGCGAUUAUCAAGAAGAUCUGGAAGCGUACCAGUAUGAAACUCCUGGAUCAAGUCAUUCCACCUAUAGGAGAUGACGAGGUGACAGUGGGAAAGUUCUAUGCCACUUUCCUAAUCCAAGAUUAUUUUAGAAAACUGAAGAAGAGACAGGAGGAGUACUAUGGCUAUCAUCCAACCAAGAAAAGUGCCUCCAAUGAGAUACAGGCAGGACUGAGGAACAUCGAGGAGGAGGCAGCUCCAGAGCUCCACAGGACCAUUUCUGGAGACCUAAUUACUGAGGAGGAGCUGGACCGAGGAGUGGAGGGCAUCUUAAGGAGGCAGGGUAGUCUUUUUGAGAACCACUCAGACCCUUUCGCUGAAGUGGGUGAUAUUGCCGGUCAGGCGACUAGCCAGCGCCCUCUGCAGAUGGCAGAAGGAAUCCUUAACAACGGCAACACAAGCCACAGCCAAUAUUAACUUCACUUUGGAACAACUGGCCUUCAUCAUGGAUGUCCGUGAAAAUACUUCAAACCACAGAACUUUGACUUCAACAAAAUGGAGAGUGCAGAAGCUUUUCAGCCCCUGUGAAGAUGGACUGAUGAGCCCAUGUGCACUCUGUAGAACAAUAAGCCUGGGUCCAGGAGGAAAUACUGUCAUACCACAAAACAGUAUUACGUCUAAAAAUUUCUAAUUAUUCUACAGGUUUUAUUUUCUUGCCCUCAUUCUGUUAUAGUACUGAUUUUAAAAAAAACAGAGUUGGUCAAAAUAUAUUUAUUUCAUACAAAAUAUUUCAUGCAAAUUAUGUUUUAGACUUUUUAGUAAAUUCUUCUUUUUGUCUGUGUGUUUGGAUCCAAUGAUGUACUUGAACUGAUCAGUUCCGUUCUGUUUUAGGAUCAGUGCAACAACCUGUACCCCUGAUCUCCACAUGUUAGGAGCUGAUGAACUCUUCCUGCCAGAUACACUUAGCCUACACAAUACAACAUUAAGCAUCAUUUGAACUGUGGAAUUUUGAAUUCUUGUCCAAUAUUCACUCCUUUUAGGCUUUUCUGGUUACUAGCAACAUCUGAGGGGAACAUGUGGAUCAAGUUAGCUAAUGGUAAUUACUCAUUUACUACCAUGUGGCCUGGCGACCUCAUGAGGCUGGAAUGCAGAAAUCAUUUUAAGAAAAAUUCACAAUACAGCAAUUUGUGUGCAAAUGAGUAAAACACACCAAAAAGUACUUAAACUAGGUUUCUUCGGUGUUCCUUUUGGAGUAUUGUGAAAUGUUCUUAAGCUGAACAAUCUUGUCUGUGUGUUUUGCAGCGACUAGUUACCUGCCUUUGAAUGUAUUUCAGCUGUCACCAGACACUGACACAUACAUGCGGUACUUGUAUGAACACCCACAUCCUAAAAUAAUCUCUUCUCACUUUCACUGUAAUGAUGGUGGAAAAUUUUGUAUUACAACUUCUUAAAAAAGAAUCACUCUCUACGCACACUGCUUCCUGCAAGAUACCCACUAUCAGACCAUAUAGUUUGGUGAUUUUCUUGUGGAAUCUCAAGAUCUAUUUUCCCUACAACAAAAAAAUAAAUUUCAGUGUCUGUUUUUGUUUCAUGUCUUUCAUCCCAAAACAAUCCAUAAUUUCACGUUACCUUUCCCUGACCUGUGUAUAAUAACUGAAGCAAAUAACAAAGAAGUGUAUUUUGCAAAUCAUGUAAAUUGCCUUACUUGUUUCAUACAGACCAUUACAUAAAACCAAGACAGUCCUGGUCUCCCAAACUGUAAGGGAGAUAUUCAGAAUCUACUUGGUUCUGUGUUAUCAUCAGAUCCACACAGAGUGUCGGUCAGAACACCACCAGAGACCAGUUUCUCCACAGUAUAGGAAGAAAAAAGCACUUGAGACUUGGUUGAUUGUUAAUUUAUUUGUGGUCGUGGUUUUCUACAAGGAAAUGAAAUAAUAAACAUAUCUUAAUAACUUAAA
Messenger RNA from Acanthochromis polyacanthus (spiny chromis), 6467 nucleotides. Its product is annotated as dihydropyridine-sensitive L-type skeletal muscle calcium channel subunit alpha-1-like. NCBI's taxonomy places the organism in Eukaryota, Metazoa, Chordata, Actinopteri, Pomacentridae. Gene Ontology annotation, cellular component: voltage-gated calcium channel complex; membrane. The transcript has 42 exons. Bases 1 to 4986 code for a protein of 1661 amino acids. Gene Ontology annotation, biological process: calcium ion import across plasma membrane. Gene Ontology annotation, molecular function: high voltage-gated calcium channel activity; calcium ion binding. The record is from RefSeq and is a predicted model, not a curated record.